UAAUUCUAAUUAAUUGAAUAAAAUAUAUAUUUUUAUUAAAUUAAAAUUUUUUGUUUUAAAUCAUUCGCACCAGAAUAAAUUUAAUUUAUAGGUAUAAAAAUAAAAAGAAAAUUAUGAUAAACCUUAAGAAUAGUAACUGAGGGGAAAUUAUAAAAAAAGAAAUAUCAUUAUUUUAUUUCAAAUUAUUGACAGGCAUUUUUCCAAAAAAUUAAAAAAAACAAAAAUCCAAAAGAAAGAUAUGAGGAUGUUCUGUUUAUCUGUUUUAUACGAUUUUAUCUCUGCGACUUGUCUUUUUCUCGCCUACAGUUAUCUGUACCCAAAUUCAUCUCUUUUUCGGUGGGUAGAAAAUGGAAAAAACGUUCGUCAGAUACUUUUUGGUGGACGCGUUUGCCGACUCGGCUUUCAAGGGAAAUCCUGGAGUGGUAUGUAUGUUAGAGGACGAGAGAGAUGAGAAAUGGAUGCAAGCUGUGGCCGCCGAGUUCAACAUCCCCACUACCGGAUUCUUGACUGUAGUCACCCAGUCCGAUGAUGUUUCUUCAAAUCCCAGGUUCCCUCUCAGGUGGUUCACUCCUGUGGCUGAGGUCAAGCUUUGUGGUCAUGUAACAUUGGCGGCUUCACAUGCUCUGUUUAGUAAUGGGUUGGUGAAUUCCAGCAUAAUUGAGUUUGAGACGCUUUCUGGGAUUCUAACAGCUAAGAAGACUCCUGAUAUCUUUACUGCUGCUCAAUAUGGUGAAGCAGAAGAGAGCUUUGUUAUUGAAUUAAAUUUCCCGACUGUCCCAUUAGCAGAAUUCAGUUCUGCUGAUGUUGCCUUUGUUUCUAGAGCUCUGAAUGGCGCUACCAUAAUUGAUAUCAAGAGGACUACUGCUGCAGAUGACCUCUUUGUUGUGCUGCCAUCUGGUAAAGCUGUUGAAGAAUUGCAGCCACGUUUUGAUGAGGUUCUAAAAUGUCCCGGAAGGGGGAUUAUUGUUUCUGGAGUUGCUCCACCAGAGUCUGGUUUUGAUUUUUAUAGUCGUUUCUUCUGCCCGAAAUUCAGAGUCAAUGAGUUCUCAAGAAUAUUUGGAAGACUUGACAAAGAUAAAUAUGGUUCGUUAUGUGGUGACAAAGACAUUACGUGUUUGCACUCUUCAGGAUCCUGUUUGUGGGAGUGCACAUUGUGCCUUAGCACCCUAUUGGAGUAAAAAGCUGGGGAAGUGUGAUUUUAUGGCAUAUGUGGCAUCACGUAGAAGUGGAAAAUUGAGCAUUCAUUUGGAUGUGCAGAAUGAUAGAGUGCUGCUGCGAGGGAAAGCUGUUAAUGUCAUGGAAGGCUCUCUUCUAGUUUAGAUGAGAGAGUUACCUCAAUUUGCAUCAUGCGUGUUUGACUAAAUUAAAUAAAUGGCAAUAACUGAAUUGAACA
This is a messenger RNA of Hevea brasiliensis (rubber tree), 1393 nucleotides long. RefSeq lists its product as uncharacterized. Gene Ontology annotation, molecular function: isomerase activity. Gene Ontology annotation, cellular component: cytoplasm. The record is from RefSeq and is a predicted model, not a curated record. NCBI's taxonomy places the organism in Eukaryota, Viridiplantae, Streptophyta, Magnoliopsida, Malpighiales, Euphorbiaceae. Gene Ontology annotation, biological process: biosynthetic process. The transcript has 6 exons. The coding region runs from base 348 to 1178 and encodes 276 amino acids.